UGGCAGCACUGACAAAUGACUAUCAGCUGGUAGAAGCGACUUGCAAUUAGUUCUAGGAGAUAAAAAUUGUUUAAAUUUGAGAUUAACAAAAUAUGGCUGAAGCCAAUGCUGCUGCAACAACUAACGGCGAGGAGAAAAAGCUAUCCGACAUAUUUUUAAGUGGCUGGAAUCUGCUUGACGAGCUUGAGGUCACCGAGCUACCCUUCAAUGGCAGCGAAUUUCAGAAUAAAGUGAAAACAGCAAUGGAGUAUUUUGAGCAAGCCACUGUGAUUGUCAAUCAAGUGAGCAUGUUCAGUCCCAAUGAGCUGAUUGACGAGGUGUCCACGGAUUCGCUGCCCUUUAUGCUGUUGCCAUACUUCCUGGGCAAGCUCAGCACGAAGAUUAACAAUCCAAAUAGUACAGAAGCCAUAGAGUUAGGUGAAGUCUAUUUUAAAGAUCAUCUUCAACGCUGCCAGGAGUACGAGCUCUGCGAAGCGCCCAGGAGCAAAACGCAGCAGGACAACAAAACGGAUGCAGCGCAGCAGAGAAGCGAACAACGCGAAUUAAUAGAGGCGGCAUACAAUCGGAAUGACAAAAUCGCACAGUACCGCAAGAUGAAGGACAUUGACGAGUAUAUGUCCCGCAUGCGUUAUGCCGUUAAGAACAAGACCGCCGAUGACGAAGUGCGUCGUGAAUUCUUUUUGAAGUAUUUGGAUAAGAGCAUCAUGGAUGCCAAGCAGGAGUUGGAGAGUCUGCGCAUGAUGAAAGAAAUGGUUAAAAUGCGUCUCGGACGCAUGAAGGCUGGAGCACAGGCACAGUUGGAAAACUCAACUGCAGAGCAGCAGCCAAGAGCUCACGGCGGGCACAGUCACGGCCACGGACACAGCCAUGGACAUCAUCACAUAGAAUCAAAGCCAAAACCGCUACAACCAUUUAUUAUAACACGCAAUGCCACACAGAAGGCAGUUUUUGGCUUGGGCUAUCCUAGUGUGCCCAUUAUGACCGUGGACGAGUUUUAUCAGCAACGCGUAGACGAAGGCAUCUUCCCCGACGAGCAAAAAAUGGCCAAAAUAAAUCAAGAAAAGGCGAUUGCAGCCGCUCUGGACCCCAAUGAGCAGGAAGACGAAGAAAAUGCUGUUGUGGAACUCCAAGUGGAGAAUGACGACCCAGAGUAUUUGGCGCGCAUGCGGCGCAUGGACGAAUACAAGGAUGUGGUCCGUCGUGGUGAUGGAAAUCGUCAUAAUCGUAGUUAAACUAAAUUCUCAACUAAAAAUUAAUCAUGCAUUAAAGUAUUUUGUAUUUUUUAAAAACAA
Molecule: messenger RNA, 1292 nt
Organism: Drosophila virilis
Lineage: Eukaryota; Metazoa; Arthropoda; Insecta; Diptera; Drosophilidae
Gene: Tap42
Product: immunoglobulin binding protein Tap42
Biological process (GO): regulation of signal transduction; regulation of dephosphorylation
Cellular component (GO): cytosol
Molecular function (GO): protein phosphatase 2A binding
Source: RefSeq, a predicted model, not a curated record